Messenger RNA from Didymodactylos carnosus, 1800 nucleotides. Lineage: Eukaryota; Metazoa; Rotifera; Eurotatoria; Philodinida; Philodinidae. The record is from the annotation of a GenBank genome assembly.
AUGUCUAGUGAGUACGUUGCGCGAAAUGAAAAUUAUCCAAUUGAAAAAUCAGAUCGAGAAUCUCGAUGUCGUUCAGAGUUAGGAGAAGUACGAUGUCAGUCACAACAGACAUUUACUCUACCACCGAUUGCCAAUGGAAUUCAAACAUGUGUUCGGUGCAAACAACCAUUUCAUGUUAAUACUGCGGAUGACAAUAUUAAUAACAUUCCACGAAACGGUGCAAAACCCCGUACUCCAUCAAGUCGAGGAAGUGCUGGUCUGUGUAGAGACUGUGUUUCGUUUAAACCGUCGCAAUCAGUUUUAUUAGAACGAACACCGUCAAGCAGAUUAUUUAAAUCAGCCUCGAUGGAUUGGACAGAUGUUGGAGAUAAAAUAGAAACAUGGUUUGAGAAAGCGAAAACACCAGAUCAACGUGUCGUUUAUGGAUUUUUGGAAAAAAUAAAUAAUGACAAAGAACUUGAUAAAGCAAUUGAUCCAUCUCAUGGAAAAUCAUUAGAUGAUAUCUUAGACAAUCUGAAAAAAUAUCGUUCAAGAUUUGGACGUAAUCGUACAGGAAAAAAUGAUCGUUUUACACGCGUAUUUGAAUCGAGUAGUUGGCGAGUUAUGCGUCAUCAAUAUACACCACGUCAAUUUAGUCGUUAUAAUUCAAUUUAUGGUGAUGAUGCUUCAAGAGAUUUACGAAUGGGUUCAAUAUUUACUACAACGCAGAGAAAAAUUGGUUCCACAUUUCUGCUUCAUCCCGGUGGUCAAACAAAAUCGGCUAUUUCAACAUCCUCCCCGUUUCGUUCCGUAUCAGUUGAUCGUAAUUCGAGUGAUAAAGAAAAUACUUCACUGUUAUCAUUUUCAACAACAUCAUCAACAACAAUGACAAACACCAAUCCAACUACCGUUGCAGUGAUGAAUAAACGUAUACGAUCAUCUAAUCGUACUUCCAGUUCAACAGUAUUUGUGGAAAACAAACAUUUAGUUCCAACGAAAAGACAACGAAAUAAAUCUUCAACAUUGUCAUCCAAUAUAAAGAAAAAUAUUCAAAUGAAAGUAUCACCUCGAACAACAAAAUCAAAACAAAUAAUUGAUCAUGAUUAUCAUCGACAACAACACUCUUCACUUCGUAGAAAAACAAAAACAGCUACACCUACAUCGAAAGUAGAUAAACAGCAACCACCUCACAGUCGAAUAAUAAAUAAAAAGAAAUACGAUAAUAGUGACACUAAUCAAAAUUGGAUGAAAAUAUUAGGUUUCAAACCGGAUGAUCCUAGUUCACCAUCAUUAUCAAUUGAAGAACGGGUAAAAUUGAGACGUACAGCAUCAACACCUGCAGAACAAAAACCACCGAAAAAGUCAACACCGAUUGUAAAUCAUCGCCAUACUAGAUCAAGUGUUCUAUCAACGAAUGAUUUGCAGCAAGCAAAUAAAAACAGACAAAAACGAAAAAGUUCUACUGGUGAUUUUCAUUCUCAUUUGUCAAAAUCCAAUACGAGUGUUAAUCAAGAUUUAAAACAAAUUCGAAAAGCAAUGGCGAAUGUAACCGUUACACACCCAUCAAGUCAACAAUUGAAAAAACGAAAAUCAACACCAGUUGCUAUCGUAUCAACGACAUCAAUGACAGUAUCAUCUAAAAAACAACGAUCAACAGCAAGAAAAAAAAAUCUUCAUGAUGAACAAAUAGUUGUAGAAGAACCAUCAUCUCAUGCACAAGCAACAACAUCAACAAAAUUAUUUCUUAGUUCCGGACUUGAUUUAAAUAAUAUUAUACUUGGAAAUAGAGAAAGGCGUUCAGUUGGUAAUGGAAUCGAUUAA